Messenger RNA from Oncorhynchus nerka (sockeye salmon), 1444 nucleotides. Its product is annotated as protein TsetseEP-like. NCBI's taxonomy places the organism in Eukaryota, Metazoa, Chordata, Actinopteri, Salmoniformes, Salmonidae. The record is from RefSeq and is a predicted model, not a curated record. Bases 74 to 577 code for a protein of 167 amino acids. The transcript is spliced from 3 exons.
CCACCAACCAGGGCUCCACAGCGGUGUCCUUCGAUGCCCAGGAUUUGUUCAAGAUCAACUAAAGGAGAUUUGGAUGGAUCCCAACGGUCCCCAGUCCGGAGCCUCCGGAGACUGUCCGGAGCCUCCGGAGACGGUCCCCUGUCCGGAGCCUCCGGAGACGGUCCCCAGUCCGGAGCCUCCGGAGACGGUCCCCAGUCCGGAGCCUCCGGAGACGGUCCCCAGUCCGGAGCCUCCGGAGACGGUCCCCAGUCCGGAGCCUCCGGAGACGGUCCCCAGUCCGGAGCCUCCGGAGACGGUCCCCAGUCCGGAGCCUCCGGAGACGGUCCCCAGUCCGGAGCCUCCGGAGACUGUCCCCAGUCCGGAGCCUCCGGAGACGGUCCCCAGUCCGGAGCCCGCAACGAGGGUCCCCAGUCCGGGGUCCGCGGCGAGGGUCCCCGCACCAGAGGACCCAGCUGGGUGGAGACCUGCCAGAGAACAGAAACUAACUGGAGCAGCAGCACCUAAAGGCCUGCAGGGAUGUCCUUGUGCCAAUGCGCACGAGCGACUCCUGUGGCAGGCCGGGCGCAGUGCACGCUGACACGGUCGCCGGGUGUACAGUGCACGCUGACACGGUCGCCGGGUGUACAGUGCACGCUGACACGGUCGCCGGGUGUACAGUGCACGCUGACACGGUCGCCGGGUGUACAGUGCACGCUGACACGGUCGCCGGGUGUACAGUGCACGCUGACACGGUCGCCGGGUGUACAGUGCACGCUGACACGGUCGCCGGGUGUACAGUGCACGCUGACACGGUCGCCGGGUGUACAGUGCACGCUGACACGGUCGCCGGGUGUACAGUGUUUACUCCGACACAUUGGUGCGGCUGUCUUCCGGGUUAAGUGGGCAUUGUGUCAAGAAGCAGUGCGGCUUGGUUGGGUUGCAUUUCGGGAGGACGCAAGGCUCUCGACCUUUGCCUCUCCCGAGUCCUGCUCAGCUCUGUCUACCCCCCACACACUGUCAUACUUCCUUAUUAAAGAAACCACACCCCCAGUCCAGUAGGAAGCCACUCCCCCUCCACAUACAGAGAACACAGUCCAGUAGGAAGCCACUCCCCCUCUACAUACAGAGAACACAGUCCAGUAGGAAGCCACUCCCCCUCUACAUACAGAGAACCCAGUCCAGUAGGAAGCCACUCCCCCUCUACAUACAGAGAACACAGUCCAGUAGGAAGCCACUCCCCCUCCACAUACAGAGAACACAGUCCAGUAGGAAGCCACUCCCCCUCGACAUACAGAGAACACAGUCCAGGAGGAAGCCACUCCCCCUCUACAUACAGAGAACACAGUCCAGGAGGAAGCCACUCCCCCUCUACAUACAGAGAACCCAGUCCAGUAGGAAGCCACUCCCCCUCUACAUACAGAGAACCUAGUCCAUGAGGAAGCCACUCCCCCUCUACAUACAGAGA